GCGCAGACGAGGAGCAGAUGGAUCUAGAUCUCAUUGCAGUGACCAACUCCACCCAAGAUGAAGAAACUGUCAGUGACAUCAUCGCCAAAGCCAACCAGAAAAUCGAGUCUCGUCUGAUGGAGGGCGACAUCGUUGUGGACAGACGCAGAAACGCCGUCUCGUGUUUUUAUUGUAAAUGGCCCAAAUACGGAUCAUCGGUCUGGAUCUUCUAUCGCUUCGAUUCCAGCUACAGUUCCUCUCAGAAGAGUCUGAUCCGUUCGGCCAUGAGGACCAUCCAGUCUAAAACCUGUGUCCGGUUUUACGAGAUCUCACAUUACUGGAGUAACUACGUUCGCCACCUGUACAUCUUCUCUGGAAGCGGGUGCUGGUCAUACAUAGGGAGACAGUGGUGGACGCGCAGUCAGAAACUGUCUCUGUCUAAAAAUGGCUGCCUUUAUACUUCCACCAUCCAACACGAGCUUCUGCAUGCGCUCGGAUUCGCCCACGAGCAUUCGCGCUCAGACCGGGACAGCCAUGUGACCAUCCUGUACGACAACAUCAGCUCAAAUAAGAAACACAACUUCAGGAAGUACAGGACCAACAACCUGUACACCCCCUACGACUUCAACUCCGUCAUGCAGUACUACAAUUAUGCCUGGUCUAAAAAUGGCAGGCCCACUCUUCAGUCAAAGAGAAACCCAAGCCUGCGUUUUGGACAUGCGACUGAAGUGAGCAAGUACGACAUUCUGAGAGUCAACCGUUACUACAAGUGCUAGGCCACAGGGCAUAAAGUCCAGACCCACCAUCUGUCACAGGUUUCUACAGAACCACUGAGCUGAGCAUUAGGGGAGGGGAGAGAAAUGUGAUUUUAUUUGUAAAUCA
Molecule: messenger RNA, 861 nt
Organism: Periophthalmus magnuspinnatus
Lineage: Eukaryota; Metazoa; Chordata; Actinopteri; Gobiiformes; Gobiidae
Product: low choriolytic enzyme-like
Exons: 7
Coding region: 18-755 (245 amino acids)
Biological process (GO): proteolysis
Molecular function (GO): metalloendopeptidase activity; zinc ion binding
Source: RefSeq, a predicted model, not a curated record